UUGGGCCCUAGCCUGGGAUAGCUGUUCUAUCUCAGAGUUGGGCGAUAAUGUCGGGAUGAUUUUCCUUUCCUUUCAUUUGGUUUGCGCUCUUGCCGCAUGGCUAAUAGCUGCUGUUGCUUUUGCUGCUUCGGACUAUUCUGAACAGCUUGUCCUCCAGCCUCUUCCGCCCUCCUCUUUGCUCGCUUCUUUCAGCUUUCGAAGCAACGAAUCCAUUGCCGCAUUUCAACAACAAAACUUUAGAUAUUUUCCUCGUUCUCUGGGACAGAUUCUUCAGCACGCCAAUACAAAGGAGCUACACCUCCGAUUCUCGACAGGACGAUGGGACGCCGAGAACUGGGGAGACCGCCCAUCGCAGGGGUUUAAAGAAGGUGGCACGGGGGUUGAACUGUGGGCAUGGAUGGAGGCAGAUACAAACGACGAGGCGUUCGCCAAAUGGGUGACAUUGACGCAGUCGCUUUCCGGUUUGUUCUGCGCUUCUUUGAACUUUAUCGACUCAACACGAACGACUCGACCGUACCUUACCUUUCAACCGAGCGGCAAUCAUUCGUCUGUCCAGAACUUGCAUCUUCUCCACGGUACUUUACCAGGGGAAGUCGUUUGUACAGAGAACCUGACACCUUUUCUAAAGCUGCUUCCGUGCAAGGGGAAGGCAGGCAUUUCGAGCUUGCUUGACGGUCAUAGGCUUUUUGACGCAGCAUGGCAGAGCAUGUCUAUUGACUUUCGACCUGUUUGCCCCGGCACCGAUGGACAAUGCCACGUCGAGUUUCAGCAGUCUGUAGAUAUGGUGCUGGAUAUAGAUAGAUCGAAACGACCAAGAGACAACCCUAUUCCCCGGGCCGUUCCUGUUGACCAGCUGGUUUGCGAUCAGUCUAAAUUAUACCACUCGAGAGAUACUUGCUAUCCAGCGGCAUCUGCCGCCACAAAGGAAUGGAGCUUGGCAGAUGUGUUUGGCCGAUCCAUACCAUCGCCCUGUCCCCUUUCGAAAGAUGAGACGAAUACAGUCUGUCUUAAGGUUCCAGCGGAACGAGAAGUCCUUACAACCGCUGGGGCUCUCGAACGGAAAAGCCCAGACGGCUUUUCCCGCUGCUAUACACUUUUCACGAAUCUUGGUUUGAAUCUUGUUCUCCCAGCGCAGGAGUCGGUUCACCAAGUCCCACUAACACAGCCAGUUUUACAUGCUGAAAGAACUACGAUCGGCCAUGGUCAAGAACGUGGCGGAUUAAGAUCCAUUCUAACCAAUCCAUCUAACACAAAGGCGGUCGAUUUUGUCUAUUUUGAAAGCCUCCCUUGGUACAUGAAACCAUACCUCCAUACUAUGAAGACUACACUUACCCAUAGGAACGGUUCAUCAGAGGAGAUGUCUCCUAAGCAAAUUAUCAAAGACAUCUUCUACCGACCCGCAAUCGACCGAAAGCGUGGAACCCAACUGGAAUUAGUUUUAUCCGUUCCCGCUGCAUCCACAGUGACUUUAAUAUACGAGUUCGAGAAGGCAAUUUUACGUUAUACCGAAUAUCCUCCCGACGCUAAUAGGGGAUUUAAUGUGGCUCCAGCAGUGAUUAGGAUCCUCGAUAGUAACAACACCGGCGAUACACUUACACCUUCGUUUAUCUAUCUUCGUACCACUAGCCUUCUUCUCCCUCUGCCCACUCCAGACUUCAGUAUGCCGUACAAUGUCAUUAUUCUAACGAGCACAGUAAUAGCUCUCGCGUUUGGGAAUAUCUUUAACUUAUUGGUUCGCCGUUUGGUGGGUGCGGAGGAGGCGCCCCCGUCCGGGGUAAAGGCAGUUAUUCGAAGCAAGAUAGUUGCGCUCAAGGACAAAAUCCGUGGCAAAGAGACCAAAGUGGAAUAA
Coccidioides posadasii C735 delta SOWgp is the source of this 1849-nucleotide messenger RNA. RefSeq names its product Subunit of the glycosylphosphatidylinositol transamidase complex-like protein (gene GPI16). Gene Ontology annotation, cellular component: GPI-anchor transamidase complex. The record is from RefSeq and is a predicted model, not a curated record. Gene Ontology annotation, biological process: attachment of GPI anchor to protein. Lineage: Eukaryota; Fungi; Ascomycota; Eurotiomycetes; Onygenales; Onygenaceae.